UGCUCCCCGAAUGUGUGUGGGCGGUCCUCACAGUCAGUGCACUGCUGCCCACUACGGGGAGGGGUCCAUGCAGAAAGGGGACUCUGCUCCUCUUGCCAUCUCCAUUUCCCUCUACACUUCCCUCCUGAUGUCUUUAUCAUUCUGUGUGCACAGGAGAAGUCCAAGCAAACGAAGUUCGGAACUGUUCGCCCAGAGAUCCUCAAGCCUGCAGAGCUGCUUUAAAAGAAAAAUCCAACCCCAUAAAAGACAGAUUAAUAAUUAAGAAUAUUGCCGAGAGAGACAAGCCAAUGGGGGACCAACACCCUUCCGCACCCUGUCCGUCCCACCCACCAGCUGCCAAGAAGAGCUCGUACCUCUACUCCACGGAGAUCACCCUGUGGACCGUGGUGGCUGCCAUCCAGGCUGUGGAGCAGAAGGUGGACUCCUGCGUGGCCCGCUUGCUGGCUCUGGAGGGCCGUGCAGGGACGGCCGAGAAGAAGCUGGCCGACUGUGAGAAGACUGCUCUGGAGCUUGGCAACCAGCUGGAGGGCAAGUGGGCCGUGCUGGGGACCCUGCUGCAGGAGUACGGGCUGCUACAGCGGCGGCUGGAGAACGUGGAGAACCUGCUGCGCAACCGGAACUUCUGGAUCCUGAGGCUGCCCCCGGGCAGCAAGGGCGAGGUCCCCAAGGAGUGGGGCAAGCUGGAGGACUGGCAGAAGGAGCUGUACAAACACGUGAUGCGGGGCAACUACGAGACGCUGGUCUCCCUGGAUUAUGCCAUCUCCAAACCAGAUAUCCUCGCCCGGAUAGAGAGGGGAGAGGAUCCCUGUCCCUGUCCCACAGCCCCAUGGAGCCAGGAGAAGGGCAGCAGGGAAGCAGUGGCGCACCCCAGGGUGCAGGGUCCCACUCCAUGUCCAGAGCAGCUUAUCAGCCCUGCCCAGGAAGAGGCGAGAGGAAGGCUGGGCCCUGUGCAGCAGCAGGAUGAGGAAGCAGGGCUGACCCCUGCACAGUCGGGUGCUGGCCCUCUGGCAAGCCACUGGGUUUGGCCCUCAGUUAAACAGGAGGAGACAGAGGGGAAGCCACCAGCCUCUCCUCACAGGGGCAGUCUCCCUGGUGUGGGGCCAGGUGGCAGUGCUGUGGCCCUUAAGACAGAAGCUCCAUUGGAGGACGAGACAAUGCUGGAGGAGCUCUUCCUGGAGUCUCCAAGCCAGACCAAGUGUAGAAUCCCGCAGGGGCCCAGGAAUCAGACUGGAGGUCUCACACAGCGUUGUACCCAGAUGUUGCUCCAGCCACCAGGGGCCGUUGGGGAGCAGCGCCAGCUACUGCCUCACCGUCGGCGGGAACGGGCCUUCCCUUGCCCCGACUGUGGGCAGAGCUUUCGCCUUAAGAUCAACCUGACGAUCCACCAGCGGAGCCACGCAGAGGAGAAGGGAGGAGGAAGCCAUGCUACCCUGGAGCCAGGUGAGGUGGCAGCACCUGGCCCCGUUAUCUGCUGGCUCCCCCAGGAGCCCAGGGGCCACCAAAUGCUGGCCCACCAGGCCUUCACAGGGCAGAGGCCAGCGGCCACCAAGAUGUACCACUGCAGUGAGUGCCUGUGCUGCUUCCAGCAGCGCAAGAACCUGCUGCUGCACCAGCGCCUACACACCGGUGACAGCCAGGGCUGGCUCACCUGCCCCUACUGCAGCAAGGCCUUCCGCCGGCCCUCGGAAUUCUUUCGCCACAAGCGCAUCCACACAGGCCAUCGGCCCUACCAGUGCUUCCAGUGUGGCCGGGCCUUCAACCGCAACCACCACCUGGCUGUCCACAUGAAGACUCACACCCGGGGACAGGAGCCCCUGCAGGGGCCUGGCCACAUGGAGGAGGGCUGACCCCAGGGGCCUGCUGGCCACCCUGGGCUCUCUGAGCACCCUCUCUCUGGGUCCUUCCUCUGUGCCUCACACUGGUCCCUCAUUUGAAGAUGGCUUUGGAGAGACUUAUUUUUUAUUCAGAUGAGAAGCAGCAGCCCUCUUGGGAACAACGUAUGUGUAUGACAAGGUGCCUCCAUUUCCCAAGUUGGUCACUACUAGCUUUACUACAUUCCUCUCUUAUUCCUUUGCAUGUAUGGGGUGUGGCUUUUGGAAGGGCCUUUGGCUGGUACCAGAGUCAGGAGGACCACAGGUUGGACCUGUGCAGGAGGAGACCAUAGAGACCUCAAGGGACAAGGAAUGACUGCACAGUCUGCCUGUGGCCUUGUGAAAAGCAGCAGAGUGUACGGAUGGCCUGAGGAGAAUUUGUAUUUUCUACUUUGUGACUUUGAGACUCUUCCUCUUAUGGAGCUUUCCUAGUAUUUUUGCAAGCAUUUCUUGGAGUUGUAAAUGGGACCAAGAGCUCCUGCAAGAUGAGAAGAGGAGCUGAGUACAGACUGCUGUGGGCUUUGGUGGGAGGCCUGUGGCUGUCCUGGAAAUAGGGGGUCUCCCCAGGUGGGUUUCUCUGCCCAUGGUGGCUCUGGGGCCUCCUAGGCUUCCCCCACAGGGCAGUCUCACCUGUUACUUCCUCUUACUGUCAGUUGAGCCAGGAGAGGGAUGAGCCCCCCACCCUCCCAGGGUCUCUGGGUUCCUGGAUGUGUGGGGUCCAUUGACGAGCCUGGAAGAUUGUCGGAGCAGGUGCAGGGUGAGCCUCAGAAGACCUACCCCAAGAGGGGCCCCUCACCUGGGAGAGGUGGCCAUCCGCCUGCACUUUGGGGCCACAUUGGGCAAGGAGGUCUGGGAGACCCAUUCAGCCAUCUCAGGGCCCACAUUCCUUGUCUGAGAGAGUGUCGGUCCCAGUGCCACCUUCCUCCCCUCAGUGUUAUCCGUGUCGCAUGUAAGAGCAUGGCACAAAGUCCCUCCUUCUGAACUCAGAGCCUUCUUUCUGGUCUGUGUUGGUGGCCAGCCCUUUCCACCUAGGAGGAAUCCUUUGAGAAGGGCCUUUCUCUUCUGGACAGCAGAGCUGCACCAGGUUCAGGGAGUUGGACUUGCCAUGGGACUUGUGCCCUAGGCUCCCUUUUACCGAAGCACAGACUCAAUCCCAGGAAGCUGAGGCCAUGGUGUUAGGACUUACAGAGGGGUCUUAAGAAAGGCUCAUUUGUCUUGCCUUGUAAUUAUGCCACCUUGGUGUUGCAUGCAGACCAGACAGGCGCCAGGGGUCUAAAGCCACAGUGAGCCACCAGCCUUGCUGGCAGCUCGCUGUCUUGUCUGGCCUGCUCCUGAGUGUCUGGUUCCUUACUGUGCCACUUCCUGUUGCCCUUCUGACCCUUGCCAGUGGGGCCAGGUGUUAACAUGGAUGUCAUUCCUUGGGGGAGAAGCACACAGGUCUGUGGCUGUUCACUGCACUCCCAGGGAGGCCUCACCCUCCUGCACUGUGGGUCCCACUUGUCCUUGUCUGGGCCCUAGAGUCAGAUCUGCAGUCACCAAAUGCUAGGACUGGAAGUAUGCUCAGAGCUCAACCAACUCUCAGUUGCACAAGCCAGUCUGGGGUGUUCAGGAGGCAUCUCUGGGCUAUGAACUGCUUGGGGCCAGGUCUGCUUUUCCAAACACCCCUGUAAAUACAGUCGCUUAAGCUGUAUUUAAGCAGGAAGCUCAGGCUCCUCAUUUUUGGUUGGUUUUGGUUUUGUUUUGUUUUUUGGGGACAGGAUCUUGCUAUGUAGUUCAGGCUAGCCUGGAACUUGCAGCCAUCCUCCUGCCUUAGUCCCCAAGGCCUGGGAUUAAGUUUGCACCACACCUGGUCUGUCUGCCUCUGCCUCUCCUUCUCCCUCCUCUCUCUGUCUCUCUUCCACAAUUAGCAGGUUAGAUUCCCUCUCCCCUGCUCUGGACCUCAGCUUGGGUUCCCCCAUCUGCAAAACAAGAAAUGGUUGGGCCACAACCUCUGUAAGGAACUGUGAAGGUGGCAGUCUCCAGUCCUACUCGGUGCUCAAUAAACAAGCUGAUAUAAACGAGUGCGUGCAAGUGAUCUGGUUCCUACGCUACAGUAGGUAGAGGGCAGGAGAGGACGGUCACGGCUGGACUUCCCACAGCUAUAGCACCUGCAGGCCGAGACUGUCGCAUGGCCUGGACUUCCGGAGAGAGGGCCAAUCAGGAGUUGGAGGUGUGGAAUGGCGCUUCCCGCUCACCGGAUCAGGAGUCGAAUUAAGCUGGGGGCGUGUUCUGCAGUUCUGUGCUGCUGGCCACCAUGCUCCACUUGGCUGUCACCAUCCUCGGUGCUUGUAGACCUUUGUGUCCCGGACCUGGGAGCAGCGCAGGGUCACAGCUGAGGCCGCCGCAGUUUCAGUAAGGCCAGCCCUGUGAAGGACGUGGAGACCUGCAGCCACGUCCCAAAUUUGCCCUACAACUCCUGGAACCAGGGCUCAGCCAGGGUGUGGGUGUUGAGGAGAGGUUGAGGACGAGGACGCUAAAGCCACACGGGAAGUCCUGUCCCCAUGCUUGGUCACAGUCCCUAUCCACAGAACCAGGAGAUUGGACUUCUCUGCUUGCCCCGAGUCCUGUGGGCCAGUUCUGUGGGUCCUGGUGUGGACAUGUAUUAUUGGCA
Molecule: messenger RNA, 4521 nt
Organism: Fukomys damarensis (Damara mole-rat)
Lineage: Eukaryota; Metazoa; Chordata; Mammalia; Rodentia; Bathyergidae
Gene: Znf783
Product: zinc finger family member 783
Exons: 7
Coding region: 288-1847 (519 amino acids)
Biological process (GO): regulation of DNA-templated transcription
Source: RefSeq, a predicted model, not a curated record